Messenger RNA from Fonsecaea erecta, 2523 nucleotides. RefSeq lists its product as hypothetical. Gene Ontology annotation, molecular function: RNA binding; ATP binding. The record is from RefSeq and is a predicted model, not a curated record. Lineage: Eukaryota; Fungi; Ascomycota; Eurotiomycetes; Chaetothyriales; Herpotrichiellaceae. Bases 1 to 2523 code for a protein of 840 amino acids. The transcript has a single exon. Gene Ontology annotation, cellular component: catalytic step 2 spliceosome; intracellular anatomical structure.
AUGCUGCAGAAAGGGAUCAAGAGAUCUGCGGCGGAGGCCUUCUCCUCGAAGUCUGCAUCCGUCAAGGACAAGUUGGAACGCCAUCGGUCCAGCACUGUGCGGAAUACUGCAACAAGCAAGACCGUUGAUUUCGAGGAGCGGCAAGCGAAGGACGACAGCCCCAGAAGCGGCAGCAAAACCCCGAGUUUGAAGGAGCGGGCUCGUCUGUUACUGCCAGGCCGACAAAAAUUACCCAUCUACAGCCACGCCGACCAAAUACGGCAGAAGCUCAGGGAUCACGAUGUGCUGCUGCUGGUCGGAGAGACGGGAUCGGGCAAGUCGACGCAGAUUCCACAGUUCCUGGUGAACGAACCCUGGUGUAAGACGAAGAAAGUUGGUGGUGUAGGGGUCAACGUGGGAGGAUGCAUCGCCAUCACGCAACCCCGACGAGUGGCCGCGAUCUCCCUGGCCCGGCGCGUGGCGGAGGAGAUGGGCACGCCGCUGGGCAACUCGAGCCCGGCGUCCCAAGUCGGGUACUCGGUGCGGUUUGAGAACAGCACGAGUCCCUCGACCCGGAUCAAGUUCUUGACCGAAGGGAUGCUCCUGCAGGAAAUGCUCCGGGAUCCCUGGUUGAAAGACUACUCUGCCGUCGUCGUGGACGAGGUUCAUGAGCGCGGCGUCAAUGUGGAUCUGGUGCUUGGGUUUCUCAGGCGGAUGCAAGGGCUCAGAAAUAAGACGGAUGGGAGGGGUGGCGUUGCACUGAAGAUCGUGGUCAUGAGUGCGACGGCAGACAUGGAGAAAAUUCAGCACUUCUUCGGCACGAGCCAGAAGAAUCACCAAGAUCCUUCGAAUGCCAAUGGCAAGUCCCGUGAGGAAAAUGGCGAAUCGUCUGGUUUCUCUGACCAAGAAAAUGGUAUUGAUGCUGCGGAAACGAGAGGCAAGCUCGACCCCGACAUGAGCCAUGGCGUCGCGAAAGACACCCCUGGCAGACAUGUGCCUCCUACAGCAACAUCACUCUUCAUCAAAGGCCGUCAAUACCCUGUGACCAUCAACUAUACGCCAACGUCAGUUCCCGAUGUCAUUGAUGCGGCAUAUCAGCGAAUACUAAACAUUCACACGCAUGCCCCUCUACCAGGCGAUAUUCUCGUGUUUCUCACGGGUCAAGAGACCGUCGAAUCUCUCCUCAGCCUGGUGAGUUCAUGGUCACUCUCGAUUCAAGAAGAUCCCAAGCAAUCGGCGACGCUCCCCAAACUCCUCAUCCUCCCUCUCUAUGCUGCUUUGCCCUCGAACAUGCAACAACGUGUCUUCCAACCAACCCCCAAGUUCACACGCAAGGUCAUAUUAGCCACGAAUAUCGCCGAGACCAGUAUCACGGUGCCCGGGAUUCGAUAUGUAAUAGACACGGGGAAGGCGAAGCAGCGACUAUUUCGCCCUUCCCUCAACCUGGACACUCUCCUCACCGUCCCCAUCUCUCGCAGCUCCGCGAAUCAACGUUCUGGGCGAGCUGGACGAGAUGCACCGGGAACUGCAUACAGGUUAUACACCGAAGCAGAUUUCUACCAGUUGGCCCAGGAUACCGAACCCGAGAUCCUGCGCUGCGACCUUAGCCAGCUUGCUCUCACACUCAAGGCGCACUCGAUUGAUAACUUGGGUGAGUUCCCGUUCCUAACUUCUCCGCCACGGCGGGCUCUCGAGAGGGCGAUGAUCCACCUCCUUCAGCUCUCUGCAUUGGACAGUUCGAGUGGGCAGAUUACCCGGCUGGGACGGGAGAUGAGCGUGUUACCCCUUCCUGUGAGUUUGGCGAGGGUGCUGCUUGCCAGCGCCGAGCCAGCGUAUGGCUGUGUCGAAGAGAUCAUUGACAUUGUUUCGGCGUUGAGUGUCGAGAACAUCUUCCUCAACAUCCACAACCGUCCAUCUGCCACAACGUCUGGCGACGUGGUCAGACCUCAUCUCAGCGACUCGGAUGUUGAGGAAGACUCCCCGGAAGGUCGUGCCCAGCAAGCACGGCGCCAACUCUUCCGCCGUGAGGGAGAUCAUCUCACACUCCUAGCCACUGUCCAGGCGUAUGUGGCGGAAAACACAGAUCGCCGUCGCUGGUGUGAAGAGCGGCACAUUUCGCACCGGGCUAUGAGCGGCGCCAUGGAUGUCAGGAAACAACUCACUGCACUGAUGGACCGAUACCGGCACCAGACCCAGAACGAGAGUAGAGCGGUUGAGAAAGGACCACGGGAGGCUGAUCCGCCGCGGGAUCACGACAGGACCACUCUACCCACUCGCAUCCUCAAGUGCAUUAUGACCGGCUUCCACCCCAACGUGGCGCGGCUUUGCCCCGAUGGGAGUUAUCGUACCAUUCUCACGAACCAGGUGGUUGCGAUCCACCCAAGCAGCGUGUUGUUCUCUCUGCCUUCAUCUACCUCUGGAAGCCAACGAAGAAAGUAUGAAGCUAUUAUGUACAAUGAAUUCGUGUACACGGGGACAAAGGCUUAUGCCCGUGGAGUGAGUGCGGUGGAGAUGCGAUGGAUGCAGGAACUUCUGGAACCGUGA